Molecule: messenger RNA, 1287 nt
Organism: Xyrauchen texanus (razorback sucker)
Lineage: Eukaryota; Metazoa; Chordata; Actinopteri; Cypriniformes; Catostomidae
Product: bone morphogenetic protein 7-like
Exons: 7
Coding region: 1-1287 (428 amino acids)
Biological process (GO): SMAD protein signal transduction
Cellular component (GO): extracellular region
Molecular function (GO): growth factor activity; cytokine activity
Source: RefSeq, a predicted model, not a curated record
AUGACUCCAUUGCAUCUGAUUAGAGUUUUGAUAGUUGCGUGUGGUUGCAGUGUCGUCGCAGACGCGAUGAGCGCUAACUUCACUCUGGAUAAUGAGAUUCAAUCCAGCUUCAUCCAGCGGCGACUCAAGAGCCAGGAGCGCAGAGAGAUGCAGCGGGAGAUCCUCUCCAUCCUCGGGCUGCCUCACCGGCCCCGUCCGCUUACCCAUGAGAGACACACCGCAGCUCCCAUGUACAUGCUGGAUCUGUACAACGCCAUCCUAGAGGAUGGAGGGCACCGCAGCGGUUAUGCGUAUUCUUAUGAACCGCUUUUCACGACCCCGGGAACACCGAUGGUGACCCAACAGGACAGUCGGUUUCUUAGUGAUGCGGAUAUGGUGAUGAGUUUUGUCAAUUUGGUUGAUUCAGAUGAAGACCUCCAUCUGUAUUAUCAGCACUGCAGAGAGUUCCGCUUCGACCUCUCUCGCAUCCCGGCGGGAGAAACCGUGACUGCUGCAGAGUUCCGUAUCUACAAGGACUUUGUACAUGAGCGUUAUGAAAAUGAGACGUUCCGUGUCAGUGUGUUCCAGGUGCUCCAACUGCAGCCCAAAAGGGAGCUCUACCUGCUGGACUCGCGAGUGGUAUGGGCAGCGGAAGACGGAUGGCUAGUAUUUGACCUCACAGUCACCAGUAACCAUUGGGUCAUAAACCCAGGUCAGAACCUUGGACUACAGCUCUCUCUGGAGAAUGCACAUGGUGAAAGCAUGAACCCCAGGAGAGCAGGGUUGGUGGGCAGCAGUGGACCUCACGAUAAGCAGCCGUUUAUGGUGGCGUUCUUGAAAGCGUCAGGACUACACCUCCGUAGUGUCCGCUCAGCAUCAGGAAACAAACAGAGGGGUCACAACCGCUCUAAAACCCCCAAACCUGGUGCUACACCCAGCCAGGUGGCCCUAAAGACAGCUGUAGCCACAGAGGGUGCCAGCAUUGACCCCAAACAGGGCUGCAAGAAACAUGAACUCUAUGUCAGUUUCAGAGACCUGGGAUGGCAGGAUUGGAUCAUUGCUCCAGAGGGUUAUGCUGCGUACUACUGCGAGGGAGAAUGUGUUUUUCCCUUGAAUUCUUAUAUGAAUGCCACAAACCAUGCUAUCGUACAGACACUGGUUCAUUUCAUAAACCCAGAAACAGUCCCAAAGCCCUGCUGCGCUCCAACACAGUUGCACGGAAUCUCCGUCUUGUACUUUGAUGACAGCUCCAACGUUAUAUUGAAAAAGUAUCGCAACAUGGUAGUCAGAGCCUGCGGAUGCCAUUAA